UUCGUAUAUUACCAGCAUAGACGUUGGUAUUUUUGUACAGCCGACUAGGUAUACGAUUGUCCUGAAUGUAUGUUUUAUAAUAUUAUUGUACACUGUAAAAGAUAUUGUACUGAACUUAUAGGCAAUUACUGAGUUUUUUAUUAAUAAGGUGCAGCGCGUGUAAUUUAAAAUAUAAGAUAAGGCAUAUUGUUUUAUAUCAAAGUACGCUAAAAAGAAUUGAAUUCGUACAUUGGAUCAAUGCGUAUACACAAUAUACGUUAGAUAAUACGCGUAUAUUAUAACAUGAUGUUGCAGCACAUAUUUAUGGUUCAUUCAUUGUAUACACAAUGGCGUAUAGUACGUUUACUACACCACUUAUUUCCAGAAAUUCUUCUGUCUGGAAAAAUCAUCAAAGCCUAUCGAAUGGAAUACAAUACAAAUCAAAUGAUAUCAUAUCCCACGUCGAACAAAAUGUCACGAGCAAACUGUCUAAGGGAGAUCUUUACCCUCAGAUAUUGGCAAGUGUUGUUGCUUUUUUGUUGGUCACUCAGCCCGGAAUUAAUAUGGUAUACUCAAACAUAUUUCUGAAUCACUAUGAAUUUACAGAUGUUUCAGAAUUAUCUUGGUUAACUAGCAUUCUAGUGCUUUGUACACCAAUCGGGGCGAUUUCCAUUGGCGUUAUUAUGGACCGGAUCGGCAGGAAGAACGCGUUUUUACUCACGUGCGUACCGCUCUUGAUAUCCUGGUCGAUCGCUUCGGUUGCUCGGCCAGAAAACAUGGGUUUGAUCUACGCGUGUCGAUUUUUCGCUGGUAUUGGUGGAGGUAUGACGUCCAUGGUCGUCGUUUACGUCUCGGAAAUAGCUCACUCUUCGUAUAGACAAGUGUUGUUGUCGUUGAACAGCGUGUUUUUUUCGGUGGGCGUAUUGUUCGCAACCACUGUUGGAUCACUGUUCCAGUGGCAGGCAGUCAACGUGAUAUUUUUCACAUUUACAGCCGUUACAACAGUGCUCUUGGCCAUCUUUUUACCAGAAAGUCCGGCUUGGUUAGCCAAGUUUCGGACCGACCGUAUGUACGACGCCAGAAGUUCAAUGAGAAGAAUAUACCCGAGAAACAACCAAGUGUUUGCCGAGGAAAUGGAUCUGCUGUACUCGAAGACGACCGCGGACGAGACGGCGGCGGACGCGCAACCGCCUCCUCACUGCAGCGGUUGCGGACGAUCCGCCCGGUCGCGGCGGAAGCGGAAGUGGUGCGGCUGGUGGCGUUCGCCGCAGCCGCGGACCGUGACCCGGCCGGUGCGCGUGCUGGCCACCGUGUUCCUGUUGCAGCAACUGAGCGGCUGUUACCCGGUGAUAUUCUACGCGGUGCCCGUCAUGCGGUCGGUGGCGUGCACGGCCAACGUGGUCGGACCGUACUCGGACAUGGACGCCAUGGUGGCGCUGGGCGCCGUCCGGCUGCUGACCAGCGUGGCGGCGUGCGCGCUGUCCACGCACGUGGGCCGCCGGCCGCUGCUCAUAGCCUCGUCGUUGGCCAUGGCGUGCUCGGCCGCCCUGGUGGCGCUGACCUGCGGCCCGACCGCCGCGCCGCUGUUGCCGCUGGUCGGCGUCGCCGUGUUCGCGUGCAGCGGAUCGGCCGGCGUGCUCGUGUUCCCGUGGACGCUGGUCGGCGAACUGUUGCCCGUCUCGGUCCGGGCCGCGGCCGGCGCCGCGCUCGUGGCCUAUGCGUACACGCUAAUGUUCGUCGUGCUCAAAGCGUUCCCUUACGCGGUGGCCGACGGCGGCGAUUCCGUGGCCAUGACGUUCGCGUCGUUCGCCGCCGCGUCGCUGGCCAUGGCCGCGUACGUUUACGUCCGCCUGCCCGAGACGAUGGGCAAGCGGUUCGACGAGAUCGAAGCGCACUUUGCCGCCGCCUCGGACGACGACGACGACGACGACCAGGUCGGUCACGACGCCCGCUGCAAGGCGACGACCUAUUCGACGCCGCCGUGAUGUGUCGGCACGGGCCGUCGCGUCUCGCGUUAUUGCGUGAGGGGCCCGACCACUUGACCGCAGCGCAGUUGCCAUGUGUGUGUGUAUAUAAUCGUUAUAUAUAUAUGUGUGUGUAUAAUAUACUGCACGAUGACGUCUCGCAGGAAAAUUAUCCUCUAUCCGCCUUAGUUUUCGCAUGUUAUAGCGUUUUGUUUUUGAAAUUUUUUUCCAUCUCGCAAAUCGUAAGUCUGUGAAAACUGUAAAAGCCAACGUUAGUCGGCAGUUUCACCCGAACGAUACCUAACCGGUAACGAAAUUAACGAUUUUAUCAUUACUAUAACACAGUAUAUAAUCCAUUAGUGUCCGUCUAACUCGCUGCACUGUCCGAUUCGUGCGACCGACACCUCCAGUGGCGUAGACACGAUUUCUGAAAGGGGGGAGGGAUCAAAAAUAGAAAACGACAUAGCUAAAUAGGAGGGGAAAAUCGGAAGGUCACCCACCCUCUCAACAUUUUUUACUUAGGUAGAGAAAUAUUUAACAAUAAGAAACAAUAAAUAUUAUUUUAAUUAAUUCAAAAUUCACAUCAAACACAGUAAGAUAUGUUAUAAAUUAUAAUAAAGUAUAAUUAUAAUUAUCAUAGUCGUCAUCGACCAUUUCGACCAAAUAAACAUGACUUUGCUAUAAAUAAACCAAAAUAAAAUUUUAAUGAUAUUCAGUUUUAACAAAAUUGUUAAAAUGCAAUACCUCAAUUGAUCAUAACCCAUAAUAUAACAAAAUAUUACAUUUUAGUUCAUAGUGCAUACUAAAUAUAAUUCUAAGUAAAAAAAAAAAAUAAUGACAAUGGGGGGGGGGAUUUGACCCCCACAUUCCCCUCUUGUGUACGCCACUGGACACCUCUAUAUGAACCCGCGUGUUUUUAAAUUUGUCGUAAGCACUACAUUUGUAUAAUUCUUCCGUGUGGUUGCAGAAGAAAUAGGAUCGAUGGAAUACAAUAAUAUAGUAUUAUAGUUAUUACAGUAAUAGCAUGCGUGGUGUAUAAUAAUAUAAUAUACGAAUACGAUUGUUAUGAAAUUUAUAAAGUGCACUUUUUUUUUUACCUGUUUAUAAUCGCCGUUCGUGUUUUUUUUUGUAUUUGUAAUUUAUUAUUAUUUUUUAUUAAUAUUUUAUAUUAUGACUUCGAAAGUAUAAUAAUAUGUAAAUCAAAGACUUAAAUUAAAAAAAUGUCGAGUGGUUUUACCUCGGCGGACGCUGAAAAAUAAAUCGAUACGUUGUGUAAGAAA
Messenger RNA from Aphis gossypii (cotton aphid), 3223 nucleotides. Its product is annotated as facilitated trehalose transporter Tret1-like. Gene Ontology annotation, molecular function: transmembrane transporter activity. Gene Ontology annotation, biological process: transmembrane transport. Lineage: Eukaryota; Metazoa; Arthropoda; Insecta; Hemiptera; Aphididae. Gene Ontology annotation, cellular component: membrane. The transcript is spliced from 7 exons. The coding region runs from base 327 to 1964 and encodes 545 amino acids. The record is from RefSeq and is a predicted model, not a curated record.